AUGGACGAAAAAGUUUUGGUCUCUGGCUGCAACGGUUACAUUGCACUCCACGUUUUGGAUAUUCUGUUGUCCGAAGGUUACCAUGUAAUUGGAACGGUGCGUUCCGAAGGCAAAGGUGACAAAGUCAAGGACUCUUUUGCUAAGCUGUACCCAUAUGCCAAACUGGACAUCGAAGUGGUUACCGAUAUUGGACAACCGGGUGCUUUUGAUGCUGUGUUCAAGAAGUAUCCAGAUUUGCAGCAUGUGCUGCACAUGGCAGCCAACUUCUCUUUUGGAUCUGACCAGAGCAACGAAGAAAUGUAUUUGAAGCCAUCCAUCGAGGGAACUAAAAGCAUUUUGAACACUGUGGUGCAAUCAGGACCCAACGUCAAGACUUUUGUGCAAACCUCAUCGUUUGCAUCAAUCAUGAACGUUCAGGACCCAACUUCCUUGCACACUGAGGCCACCUGGAACCCUAUCACUUGGGAAGAGGCCAAGGACAACGAAUUGGCCGCUUACUGUGCGUCCAAGAAAUUGGCUGAAAAGCUGGCGUGGGACUUUUUGAAGGAAAACGCUUCGCAAGUCAAGUUCCGCUACACCGCUGUGUGUCCUCCAUACGUUUUGGGCCCGCAAAUGUUCGACUGGGGGUUGGACGGUGAAAAGCUCAACACAUCUGCAGAGCUUGUGAACAACGCUGUUAAAUCGACACCAUCUUCCACGGGUCCCUUCGACGACCCUAGCGGUAUCACUACCGAUGUUCGUGACGUAGCUCUACUGCAUAUGCUCCCAUUACGUGACGAAAAGCUGGGUGGUCAGAGACUUUUCCCAGUUAACGGUGCAAGUCUCAAGAAGCCCGACUACCAAAACGCUAGAUUCAAUCCUCAGCGUAUCUUGGAUGUGGUGAACGCCAACUUCCCAGAACUAAAGGGCAAGAUCGCUGCUGGUGACAUUAAGGAUAACCAAAAGCUUUUGGAAAAAACUUUUCACUACAACACCGACCUCACUUGCAAGCUUACCGGUGUCGAAUUCAAGACCCUUGAGACCAGUAUCAUAGACUCUGUCAAGCAGAUUUUGGAGCACCGUCAAAAGAAGUAA
Messenger RNA from Lachancea lanzarotensis, 1074 nucleotides. Its product is annotated as LALA0S04e02212g1_1. The record is from RefSeq and is a predicted model, not a curated record. The transcript has a single exon. NCBI's taxonomy places the organism in Eukaryota, Fungi, Ascomycota, Saccharomycetes, Saccharomycetales, Saccharomycetaceae. Gene Ontology annotation, molecular function: oxidoreductase activity, acting on the CH-OH group of donors, NAD or NADP as acceptor. Bases 1 to 1074 code for a protein of 357 amino acids.